This is a messenger RNA of Penicillium argentinense, 432 nucleotides long. RefSeq lists its product as uncharacterized. Bases 1 to 432 code for a protein of 143 amino acids. The record is from RefSeq and is a predicted model, not a curated record. The transcript is spliced from 2 exons. NCBI's taxonomy places the organism in Eukaryota, Fungi, Ascomycota, Eurotiomycetes, Eurotiales, Aspergillaceae.
AUGAAAAAGGGCGGUUACUGGUCCUUCAUCUUAGCAGGCUCAUCUCUUACCCAUCGUAUUGCCUCGCAACAAUGUCAAAAUGCGGAGGAAACGUCAUAUGAACCUAUUGCCAAUACAUCUACAUCUAACCUCAUCGGAAUCAUCGGUGCCAUCUUCGCACUUUUCUCGACCCAGUUUCCGCUAAUUGGUCGGAAAUGGUCCUUGCUGACCUCUGCUACGCUGCAGGGAUUCUCAAUGGCUAUGUAUACCCAGGUCAAGAAUACCGCUGAUUAUGUCUGCCUCAAUGCCCUCGAGCACAUCAUGCAAACGUAUUUCGAUGCUGUGUUAUACGCCUCCGCGCCGGAGAUAAUCAAUACGACGUAUCGCGCCAGCGCAAGCGGAAUGUUCUCUUGCUUAGGACGAAUUACCGGUAUCACAUUGUGGCGCCCAUAA